This is a messenger RNA of Schistocerca nitens (vagrant locust), 879 nucleotides long. RefSeq lists its product as uncharacterized. The transcript is spliced from 5 exons. Lineage: Eukaryota; Metazoa; Arthropoda; Insecta; Orthoptera; Acrididae. The coding region runs from base 1 to 879 and encodes 292 amino acids. The record is from RefSeq and is a predicted model, not a curated record.
AUGUCACGCUGCAACUGUCGGAGGUCGAGGAAGAAGAAGAAGAAGAAAACGAGGGCUACACUUUCGUCGAAAGGGGAAGACGACACCACAAAGGAGGAAAUUGUCAGACACCUCAAUGGACUGGAAAUAGCGGGAGAAAUCGAGUUCGAUGAGCUGGAAACAAAGGGAACAAGCCAUACAGCCAGAACUGUGGCCAAUAGGAGUGCCGGCCUUAUCACAGCAGUAGCAUGCGUUCAAGAUAAUUUCUUUAGACCUUCUGAUAUAGUGUUCCUGACGGAAACUUUCCUUACAAAAGACAGUAACAAAGUAAACAUACAUUACGCGAUCAGUGUUGUGGCGGAACAAUGCCCAAAGGACAGACCUAACGGCGGCAUCACAUGUCUCAUCAUGAAAAUUUUCUCGCCCUUCUCAGUCUCCCACAAAUCAAGGCACUCUCUAGUAGUCACGACUGCCAUUUGUGUUCUUAUGUGUGAGAUUGCACUUUUUACAGAAGAAGAAAUAAUCCAUAGAAUUAUGAGCACGAAGAACAAUAAAGUAUGUGACCCAGACAACAUCUAUAGCGAGCACCUGAAAACUACGUUCCCUGUACUAGUGAUUCCCCUCACAGCACUCCUCAAUGAGUGCCUGAAACGAGGAAGUUUACCAGAUCAGUGGAAACAUUCGAAAGUGAUAAUACUGUACAUGGGAAAAGGUAACACGGCUGACCCAAACACGUACUGGGGCACUGCUCUAGGGAACACUCUAUUCAAGAUCUUUACAACACUACUGUGCAAGCGUCUUGAGAUAUCCUCGAUGAGAAACUCCCCGAUUCACAGUUUGACUGUUGAAACCAUAACUGGAACGAUGAGACACUUUCCAUGUAUGGAAGCUCGUUGCUAA